AUGUCGAACUCACAGCUCUCCUAUGGUGCAGCAUCGAUUGCUCUAGCAACAGGCAUUGCUAGCCAUCUGUUCUAUUUCCGCAUAGGAGAACAUCACAUGCUCCCAUGGGUCUACAUACAGGUGUUCACCUUGGCCUGUGUCGUGGGCAUUGCGUGUCUGAUCAACUUUGGGGAAGCGACGGCACUCAGCGCAAUCACCACUGUCGCUGGCCUGGCUUCAUCUUGGCUGGUUGGUGUCUAUGGAAGUCUGAUUACAUACAGACUACUCUUCCAUCCACUGAACAAGUUCCCUGGACCAUGGCAAGCUCGAAUCGGCGACAUCUGGCUAUCCACAAAGAUGGGAGACAUGCAAGGCUACUAUUUCAUCCAUAACCUCCACAAAAAGUACGGCCGCUUCGUUCGAGUUGGAUCAAACACACUUUCUAUCACCGACCCGCAGAUGAUGCAGCCCGCGUAUGGACCACAAGCAAAAGCAACCAAGGGCGACUGGUACGAUGGACCUUAUCCUCACCACAGUAUGCAUACGACCCGCGACAAAGCCCUUCAUGAUCGCCGACGACGUGUGUGGGCUCCUGCAUUCAGUGAUAAAGCUCUGAGAGAGUACGAAAUUACCGUUCAGGAAUUCAACGACAAGUUGGUCAAUCGUAUUGGAGAGUUUAAAGGCGAGCCGGUCAAUAUGACGACAUGGUUCAAUUUGUACAGCUUCGACGUUAUGGGCCGUCUAGCUUUUGGGAAGGACUACGGAAUGGUUGAAGCUGGGAAACGACACUGGGCCCUGGAUCUCCUCACCGAAGGGAUGGAGACUUCUGCCUUUCGACUUCCCACUUGGGUGUUCAGGGUCCUUCUUGCCAUUCCAGGCGCAGCGCAUGGCUACUACAAGUUCUUGAAAUUCUGCGCUGACGAGGUGACGUGGCGUGUCGAGAAUGGAAAAUCUGUAGACAAAGACAUUAUUGGCUGGCUUUUGAAGGCGUAUGCCAACGAGAAGCAUCCAGAGGAAGAUUCAAUGCUUCAGGGUGAUGCUCGAUUGAUUGUGGUUGCCGGAAGUGAUACAACCUCAGCAACGCUGACAUACCUCUUCUAUCAUCUUGCCAAAGACCCUGAAGAGCUGAAGAAGCUCCGAGACGAACUCAGACCUCUGGCGACUGGGGGUUGGAGUGAUAAAGACAUACAGCACGCCGAGCAUCUGAACGGAGCCAUUAAUGAGACCCUUCGUCUACAUCCACCUGUACCCUCCGGGCUCAAACGAAAGAUCAUGAAAGAGGGGGUUCAGAUUGGGGACAACUUCCUCCCGGGCAACAUCGAUUUUUUCACUCCCCUGUAUCCAAUGGGUCGAGACGAGGACAUUUAUGCAGAUGCAUCAUCUUUCGUGCCCGAGCGCUGGUACUCGAAACCUGAAAUGAUCAAACAUCCAGACGCAUUUGCACCAUUCUCCAUGGGCCCAUUCAAUUGCAUUGGCAGGAAUCUCGCCCGCAUGGAGCUGCGAACGCUCUCGACGCAACUGUUACUAAAAUACGAUGUUGCCUUUGCUCCAGGUGAAGAUGGGACCCGCCUCCUGACGAAGACAAAAGACCACUUCACGCUGUCGCUCGGCCAACUCGAUCUUGUCUUCACACCGGCAUCGAACUGA
Zasmidium cellare ATCC 36951 is the source of this 1626-nucleotide messenger RNA. RefSeq lists its product as uncharacterized. The coding region runs from base 1 to 1626 and encodes 541 amino acids. The record is from RefSeq and is a predicted model, not a curated record. NCBI's taxonomy places the organism in Eukaryota, Fungi, Ascomycota, Dothideomycetes, Mycosphaerellales, Mycosphaerellaceae. Gene Ontology annotation, molecular function: monooxygenase activity; iron ion binding; oxidoreductase activity, acting on paired donors, with incorporation or reduction of molecular oxygen. The transcript is spliced from 7 exons.